CUAACUGGGGCACUUUGCUUGCUUUGUAUCCGAGUCCCUUUUUGGAUAGAGUCUUUUACAAAUUAAACCUUUUUUUCCCCCUCCAUCUAUGGAAAGACAAACAUGAAAACAUUACAAGGACUUAUUGUCUGAAUGGAAAAGAUACAAUGGUAGUGAAAGAUUCUUAGCAAUAAGAAGGAAACCUCAGCAAAAGCUAAUUUAAAAAAAAUAUUAUAGGCAUUGAAUAUAAAUUAGAUGCUAGAUUAUUUAAAGAGCAUUUAAAAGCUCACAUUUUUGAGGGGGAUUUCUAGGAAAGAGAAAUAAACAAAAGAAAUUUGGAAAAGCUGGACUGAAAAAUAAUUCUCAUUAUUUAUAUUUUGUACCGGCGAGGGCAACAAGGAAAAUAGCGAAAACGCAACUUACAAAUACGUAUAUAAAUAUAUCUAAUAGGUCACCAAAAGGGAUUUUUUUUAGGAAGUAGAAACAACAUUUCUGUUAAAUAUGUCUGACCAAGAGAUUGAGGACUAUGAUGUGGAGAGUAUGUCGGACACCUCUCGGAUGAUCCCAGGCCUCCCCCCCUAUAAUAUGGAUGACCAGCUCCUACCAAUGGAGUCACGGAGCAGAUGGGGUUGUUGGAUUUGGACAUUGUUUGUCUCUGGAGCAAACUUGGUGGCUUUUCUUGUUAACUUCAUAAUCCUGGCUAUCAUUUUCACCAUCGUUCUGACACCAACUAUUGUGGUGGUGUAUUUUGGGUUUAAAUGUCACUCCAGGGUGCUCCACUCUAACGCUUCAUACUGCAAGACCCUUCUGGAUGACAACAGCUCAUCAGCGCUCAUUAUACUUGGCUUCGUCAUGAUGUCUCCUCUGAUAGUGCUGGCUAUGGCUGUAUAUUGUGGCCUUGCAAGACGACUGCGACUUUUCAUGUUCUUCCAGCCCUACACCCGAGCCCUAUAUAAAGGAGUGAGAUGGAGAUGGUACGAAGAGGGCGGCUUAUGCGGUUGUGUUAGGGAAUGGAACAAUCAUGUAAAGGCUUGGGUAUAAAUUCUUCUAAGACUGACAAUGAGGCCAAGGUGUCAUAUAUUCUAAACAAAGAAUCCUCAUUGGAUGAGCACUGUCUUUGGUAAAUUGUGCAUAUAAGCAAACUCAGGUCUCCUGCCUCUGGUGUCUGGUUUGUAUAACCCAAAGUCCAAACUGCUAUCAGUUGCCAACUCAGAUAGCCCAUCUUUAAUGUGCAGUCCAACUAUUAUCUUAUAUGGUUGUAUAUUAUUUGGUAUUAUUUAGUAUUCUUUAUACAUAAAAGCCAACAGAAUAAAUGUAUAUAAAUAUAUUAGAAGUGUUAGAAAAAUAUAACAAAUAAUUCAAGCUGUUUUAGUGUUUUAUUAUACAUUGAUUGCAUUGUACAACUAUUCUUUGUAAAUUAUAGUGCAGAAUUGUGUGUGUAGAACUCUCAUAGGCUCCCAUGCUAAGUGGUGUAAACAGCUGCCAAUUAUUUGAAUGCAUACUGUUUCACUAAUGCAAUAUAAAUCAGAAACGUACCAGAAUAUACUUUGUAAUCUUGCAGCUGUAUACAUUUGUUAACUGCAUAACUAUUGACACUACAUGCUUGUCUGUGUUGCAUGCAAAAGGUUAUGAUAAAGAGCACAUUAAGGAAGUGACAUUUUUCAGAAUGUACCAUACAGCUACCUAAAUAACUAAACCGGCUCAGUGUACAUUUUUAAUAAAACAGUUAAUUUGCCAUAUGUUGUUUCAAUCUGCUCUGCAAAAGUAUGCCAUUUGAAUGACUUAAAGGGACAUUCAAAAUUAAACUUUGAUGAUUUAGUGUACAAUUUAAAAAAUAAAUAAAUGUGUUAUCAAAUGUA
Messenger RNA from Bombina bombina (fire-bellied toad), 1838 nucleotides. RefSeq names its product transmembrane protein 88B (gene TMEM278). Gene Ontology annotation, molecular function: PDZ domain binding. NCBI's taxonomy places the organism in Eukaryota, Metazoa, Chordata, Amphibia, Anura, Bombinatoridae. The record is from RefSeq and is a predicted model, not a curated record. The coding region runs from base 481 to 1020 and encodes 179 amino acids. Gene Ontology annotation, cellular component: plasma membrane. The transcript has 2 exons.